Messenger RNA from Paramuricea clavata, 342 nucleotides. The record is from the annotation of a GenBank genome assembly. NCBI's taxonomy places the organism in Eukaryota, Metazoa, Cnidaria, Anthozoa, Malacalcyonacea, Plexauridae.
AUGGAAGUUAAAUUAGCAGUCCAGGUCCUCAGCAAGUCAGUCGCCAUUGCUCUGAGAGAAAGUGGUAAAGAGGAUGUCACCGGUACUGCCCAGUUCUGUGAAAUGAUGAAUGGGUUCUUUGACUGUACUAAUGUGAGGUCACUGAUCGAGCACAUCAGGAAAAAUAAUUCAUUCAUCAUGCCAUACAAGUCUCCUGUAGAUGAGCAAUUGACCUGGUUGAUUGAAAGAUGUUUUCCUCACUACCUGGAAAGCUGCAAACAAAUUACUCUGACACACGAAGGAGAGUACACACCUAAUGCCAGACACAAAAUGUUUAUCUCUUCCCAACAUAUGAAGGCCUGA